CAAAAUUCCCUCGCAUCGCUGUGAACUUUCUAGAGCCAACCCCCUCUCUCUCUUUCUUUCUCUCAGCUGAAGCAGCAAGUGCCCGUCAAUGGCGGCCGCCGCCGUCUCUCGCUCUCUUGCCUCCUCCUUCACUCUCUCUUUCCACAAGCAUCUCUCACGUUUCUCUCGUCUCAUGAACUCACCCCAUCCCAAUCUUUGCCCUUCCACAACCAUCACCAGAACGGCCGUGCUCACACCUUCGGCUGCCACCAUCCAUCCCAGGCACACGAGCUCGGCUCCCUCGCGGCCGUUCGCCACCAGCUCCGACGACGCCCACAAGCCCCGCGCCCUCAGAAACCCCAAGCUAGUCAACUUCUCUCUCUCCGACUCCGAAGGCGAAGAAGCCGAGGGCAACGGCGACGGCGGCGGCGACGCCACCACUUCGACCCCCGACGGCAAUGCGAACCUCCCGCCGCCCUACGACCCGUUCAGCAAGAAGCCGGUGGUGGAAGAGCCCGAGGAUCCCAAGAACUUGCAGGAGAUCUUCCACAAGAUGCGGGCCGAGGGACUCACCGACUAUGCGGUCAAGAUGUUCGACGCUUUGUCCAAGGACGGUCGCACCCACGAGGCGCUCGAGCUCUUCGGCCAGAUCAAGGACAAGGGCCACAUGCCCGACGUCGUCGCCCACACCGCCGUCAUUGAGGCAUACUGCAAUGCAGGUGGACAGAGCAAAGAGGCGCUCAAGGUAUUCAUGCGGAUGCUGGCUUCUGGGGUCGCGCCCAAUGCGUACACCUACGCGGUCCUCGUGAAGGGACUCGCGGGCGACGGGAGGUUGGCGGAUGCGAAGAAGUAUGUCAUGGAGAUGAUGAGCAAAGGGAUGAUGCCCGCCGCUGCAACUUACGCUGCGGUGUUCGAGGCAUUUGCAAAGGACCAGAAAGAGGAAGAAGCGAGGGAGCUUCUGGAGGCGAUGAAGGGUAAAGGGUUUGUCCCUGAUGAGAUGGGUGUUGGAGAAGUGAUUGCUAGCAAAAGAGGUCCUGUUUUCAAGAGUGUCAUGAGCAUUCUCUUUGGGAAGUAGAGACAGUGCUUGUGUGCUGAUGAGAAUGACAAAAAUUUUGGACUUUCUGAGUUUUGGGUGGGGAUUCUUGGCAUGUUUGCAUGCCACUCCUGUAAUGUAUCUUUGUCGUCCAUGGAUGAAGAAAAGCCGCCCCCAUUGAAGGUUAACCUCCUUGAAGUUCUUGCUGGUCAAGGGCUUGUUUAGUGGUUUCCUUGCAUAUUCCUAGGUAAUAGGUAGACCAUGAACCACUAGUCCAGCGCUUGUGUGGUGCCCGGGUGUGAUCCCGGGCCUCGGCCCCGUCCCUGUCCUCGAUUCCCUUGCCGUCGGGCCGGAUGCUUGGCAGUAAAUUUUGUCGAUGGAAUCAAAGGAUGAUAGAGACGCGAUUGCUAGCAAAAGAGGUCCUGUUUUCAGGAGUGUCAAGAGCUUGGGGAAGUAGAGAUUGGGCUUGUGUGCUGAUGAGAAAGAAAAAAUUUGGACUUUCUGAGUUUUU
Messenger RNA from Rhodamnia argentea, 1523 nucleotides. Its product is annotated as pentatricopeptide repeat-containing protein At4g38150-like. Gene Ontology annotation, molecular function: protein binding. The record is from RefSeq and is a predicted model, not a curated record. Lineage: Eukaryota; Viridiplantae; Streptophyta; Magnoliopsida; Myrtales; Myrtaceae. The transcript has 2 exons. Bases 89 to 1054 code for a protein of 321 amino acids.